This is a messenger RNA of Emiliania huxleyi CCMP1516, 917 nucleotides long. RefSeq lists its product as hypothetical. Lineage: Eukaryota; Haptophyta; Isochrysidales; Noelaerhabdaceae. Gene Ontology annotation, cellular component: membrane. Gene Ontology annotation, molecular function: ER lumen protein retrieval receptor activity. The record is from RefSeq and is a predicted model, not a curated record. Gene Ontology annotation, biological process: protein retention in ER lumen. Bases 1 to 675 code for a protein of 224 amino acids. The transcript is spliced from 4 exons.
AUGGUGGCGAUGAACGUCUUCCGGCUGCUGGGGGACACGUCUCAUUUGCUCUCCUUCAUCGUGAUGUUUUGGAAGCUCUUCACCUCCAAGAGCGUCGCUGGCAUCUCGCUCAAGACACAGCUGCUAUACGUCAUCGUAUUUUGCUUUCGAUACCUCGACAUCUUUUGGAACUUUCUCUCCAUCUACAACACAAUCAUGAAGGUCAUCUUCAUCUCGUCGUCCGUGGCGGUGGUGUACGUGAUGAAGUUCGGCGUGCCGCACAAGGACACCUACUCGCAGGAGGACGACGCCUUCCCCAUCGCCUACCUGGUUGCUCCGGCCGCGCUGAUGGGCGUCGCCUUCAACCAGGACCACGAGUCACCCUUCGAGAUGUGCUGGGCCUUCUCCAUCUACCUCGAGGCGGUGGCCAUUCUGCCGCAGCUCUUCAUGCUCCAGAAGCAGGGCGGCGCGGAGCCACUACAUAUUGCUGCUGGGGCUGUACCGCCUCUUUUACAUCCUCAACUGGAUCUACCGCUACGCGACCGAGCCGCACUACAUGCAGCUCAUCGUCUGGAUCUCGGGCACUGUCCAGACGGCGCUCUACCUCGACUUCUUUUACACGUACAUGAAGUCGAAGCGAGAGCGCGGCAUCGACGCGCCCAUCGAGAUCGACUCGGUCUGAGUUGCGGCAGGUAGAGGCCGCGGGAGGGGAGGGAGAGGGAGAGAAGGGAGAGAGGGAGCGGGCGGGAGGGGGGGUCAGAUCGGGGAGGAAGAACGAGCCGGCGGAGAGGCAGGGCACGUGCAGGCGGCGGGCGCGCCGUCUCGUACUCUCGUGCGGGUGUCAACGGACAAGGGACAUCACACACCGGCGCGCGGAGUGGAGAGAGAUGCCGAAGUUACCGAGAGAUAUUGAGUUCAAUAAAAAAUAUCCCGGUGUC